AUGAGGGUUCAUUGCAUUUUGAGGUCUGGGUUGCUGUUAGUCAUUUUGUCUUUUGCCAUUGCCACGCACAAGCGAUCUUCCUUUGCCAAAACUUGUCACCCAAAGGGAACACUAUCCAAAGCUGUUGAUUUGCUCUAUAUCAAGGCAGCCUGGCUCAAAGCAACAAUUCCAGAGGACCGCAUUAAAAAGAUACGAUUAUUAAAAAAGAAAACUAAAAAGCUAUUUUUGAAAAAUUGUGUAUUCCAAGAGCAACUUCUAUCCUUCUUCAUGGAAGAUGUUUUUGGUAAACGUCAGUUACAAGUUUAUGAAGAAAUACACUUUGUGGAAGAUUUUCACAGCUUGAGGCAGAGAUUGAGCCAUUGUUUUUCCUGUGCUUCAUCAACUAGAGAGAUGAAACCAAUUACCAGGAUGAAAAGAAAAUUUUAUGGGAUUGGAAACAAAGGAAUCUACAAGGCUAUCAGUGAACUAGAUAUUCUUCUUUCCUGGAUUAAAAAAUUCCUGCAAAGUGUUAAGUAG
Messenger RNA from Sorex araneus (European shrew), 516 nucleotides. RefSeq names its product interleukin 26 (gene IL26). NCBI's taxonomy places the organism in Eukaryota, Metazoa, Chordata, Mammalia, Eulipotyphla, Soricidae. The coding region runs from base 1 to 516 and encodes 171 amino acids. The record is from RefSeq and is a predicted model, not a curated record. The transcript has 5 exons.